This is a messenger RNA of Ceratotherium simum simum (southern white rhinoceros), 4050 nucleotides long. NCBI's taxonomy places the organism in Eukaryota, Metazoa, Chordata, Mammalia, Perissodactyla, Rhinocerotidae. The record is from RefSeq and is a predicted model, not a curated record.
AUGCAGGUCUCCCUCGCGCCUGUGGCCAACGCUGACCCGCCCAAGGCCCCUCCGGGCGCAGAAAGCUCCUCCCACAUCUCCGAAUCCACAAAGGUCCUGUCUUACACGAAGGUACCUCAGGACUCUGCCCGCGGGGACAGACAGGCGCACCCCACCACCAUCGUGCUCCGCGAGUCACAGAGCAGCCCCGCUGCACUGGUGCCCGAGGAGCACCAGAUGUUCACGAAAGAACACUACAAAGCAGCCAACUGCCUCAAAUUGCUCCAGGAACUGAAUGCUUCAGACCCCCUCCACAUGAGCUACGUCAUCAAGAAGAUCAAGAUCAUGGCUUACAAGGCCCCCAACCUGGUGUUGGAAACCGUCUAUAACUACUUCAUAGACAACAUGGAGAUCUCCACCUGGCACAAGUUCCGGCUGCUCCGCGUCAUGGAGGCUGUCAUUGGAGCCCUUGACUCCUUGGAGGUGACCUGGGAGAAAACCUUCAUGCAGCUGGCCCUGGAGAACAUGACCAAGUCCACGGAUCUGGAAGAGGUGUACCAGGACGCGGCCGGUGACGUGCUGGUGGCCAUCUGCAGGCACUCGUGGCGUGCGGUGGCCCAGCUCCUGGAGACCGAGGUCCUGACAGGCGUCUUCCCCCACCGCAGCCUGUUCUACGUGAUGAGCACCCUGACCUUUAAUGAGGAAAUCUUCAGCAUUGGAGAUAAGGCAUGCUGGGAGGAGCAGCUGGACCAGAUGGCUGUCAAGUCGGUCCCGUUCCUGAACAUGGACGUGUGGUCCAAGGACCUGUUGUGUGCGCUCACCAAGCCCAACUGGACACAGCAGGAGCAGCCCCCAGAGAAGGCCUUCCUGUUCUCCUACUACGGGCGGAUCCUUCAAGCUGAGGAGAACAGCACCACCGUCAGGAAACACCUGCUGACCCUCCUGGAAACAUCUCAUCAGUGGCCCAAGCAGAGGGAGGGCAUCGCUCUCACUGUGGGGCUGGCCGCGGUCUGCCACCUGGACCACGUCUGGGCCGUCCUGGAGCAGUUUGGCCGGAGCAAGCCCAUCAAGUGGAGCCUCCACUCCUUAUCCCCAAAGAAUUCAGAGGACUUUCGGUGGAAGUGGGCCAGCAGCACCAUCCUCCUUGCCUACGGCCAGAUGGCGGCCAAGGCCAAGGCGCACAUCCUCCCGUGGGUGGACAACAUCCUGUCGCGCAUGGUCUACUACUUCCAGCACAGCCCCUUGGACGAGACCCUGAAGCAGAGCUUCCUCACCGCCGUCCUCAUGUUGGUGGAGGCCAUCAGCCGUGACGAGGGCGCCCACAGCUACACGUUCUCCCAGAUCUCCGAGCUCCUUGAGAGUCUGAUGGUUUUGCUGGAGAAGGAGCCCCGGGACACGCUGUGCACGCCAAACCGCCAGCAGACCAUCCACAUCAUCUCCAGCCUCUGUAAGCUGAGGCCGCCCCCGGACCCGGAGAGGAAAUCGCGGCUUCUGUCCACCUGCCUCCGUAGCGUGUUGGCCCUGCCGCCGCUGGACGUCCUGGAGAAAGACAUCCACCUCUCUCUGGAGAUGCCCGACGUACAGGUGCAAACCUGGCGCCCACGUCCCUCCACCAAGAGGGGCCCCUCGGGAAGGGGCUGGGGGACCCUGGGCAUGUUUCUUAACUGCUCAGAGCCUCCGUUUACCCUCUACACGCAGACCUUGAAGGCACUGGACCAGAUGCUGCAGAGCUUCAUCACACAGAACCCCGUGGCCGACGAGCUGUACUUCCUGCUGUCGCACCUGUACGUCUGGCUGGCGUCGGAGAAGACGCACGAGCGGCAGCGGGCUGCGUACAUUUUCGUGGCCCUCCUCAAAUUCCUGAGCCGCAACCCCGACCUGUGGCGUUCAAGGCCCCCUGGGUCCCUGCCACCAGGACCGAGUGGAUCCCUGAGUGCCCUGCCGCCCGGCCAGCCAAAAGAGGACUUCACACGGAUGGGGCAGCUGGUGGGCAUGCUGGGGAUUCUGUGCCAGGACCCAGACAGGGCCACGCAGAGUUCCAGCCUGGAAGGGCUGGGCCACCUCUACUGGCUCCUGAUGCGCCAGAGAGCAGAAGAGACUUCGCAGGUGGAAAUGCAGGCCCCCGAGCAGCCUGCCCAGCCCAGUGCAGAUGGAGCCCCCGUCUGCAGCAGUGGGGACCAGAAGGCCGCUCCUCCCAGCCCCCGGCGGAUGGUGACCCCGAAGGACCACAUCUCCGAGCUCGACAGCUCCCAAGUCAUCAAGAAGAUCAUGAAGUAUCUCACGGUGGCAGAGCUGACUGACCUCAUCUGGACGGCCAUCGAUGGCCUGGGCUCCACCAACCCCUCCUGCGUGCAGGCGGCCGCUGACAUGCUGCUGGUCGCCAUCCAGGAGCAUGGGGCCAAGCUGGAGACCGUUGCCAGCCUGAGCCGGGCCAUCCACCUGCAGCUCUACUCUAUCCGCAUUUCCCAAGCCAAGGAAAAUGCCCUGCGCGCCAUCACCCUGCUGGCCCAGAACCACACUCCCGAGCUGGUGGCUGCUUUCCUGGACUUCUCCAUCCCCCUGGACAGCCUCGCCUUGCAGCUGUGGAGGGCCCUGGGGGCCGAGCUGCCCGUGAGCCGCCUGGUGCUGGCCUUGCUAAUGGCCUGGCUGCGGGAACGGCCCCUGCCCACCGGGGCCAGUGACGGCAGCUCCCAGCCCCAGGAGAAGAGCUACCUGCGCUCGCUGGCCGCCAUGAACACGCUGCACAAGCUGCAGCUUGCCCGGGAGUUCAGGAGGGCCGUGCAGGAGGCCUACCCCGCGCUCCUGCUGGCCCUGCUCACCCAGAUGCACUACGUCCUGGAGCUGCAGCUGCCGGCGGGGCCCCCGCCCGGCCAGGAGGCCCAGGAGGCCCAGGAGGCCCAGGAGGCCCAGGAGGUGGCGGCGCCCAGCCCCCAGAGGUGCAGCACGUCGCUGGAGGCGCUGAAGAGCCUGCUGUCCACCACGGGGCACUGGCAGGACUUCGCCCACCUUGAGCUGCUGGGCGCCUGGGAGCUCUUCACCACCCUCCACACCUACCCGCAGGGCGUGGGCCUCCUCGCCAGGGCCAUGGUGCAGAACUGCUGUAAGCAGAUCCAGGCGGUGAUCAGCCAGCUGCUGCCCAGUCUGCAGUGCAGGGAGGAGCGGGAGAGGAAGGUGGCCAUCCUCAUCCUCACGGAGUUCCUCUACAGCCCCGCCCUGCUGGAGGUGCUCCCCCAGCAGGCCGCCCUGAUGGUGCUGGCCCGAAGCCUCAGGGACCCCAGCCCCGAGGUCCGCGUGUUGAGCCUGCAGAGCCUGGGAAACAUCCUCUUCCACCCGGAAAAGGGAAGCCUGCUCCGCGCACAGCUACCGCUCUUCCUCGACGGCUUCUUCCAGAACAGCGAGCCGGUGGUGCUGCGCAUCAUGGGCACCGUGUCAGACGUGCUGCACUGCCUGGGCCUGCAGGGCGCAGGGGCCCAGAGCCUCAGCAUUGCCAUCAAUGCCCGCUCCUUCUUCGACGACGAGCGCGAUGUGAUCCGGGCAGCGGCCAUGGCACUGUUCGGGGACCUGGUGGCAACGAUGGCAGGCAGGAAGCUGAACGGCCUGCAAGCCCAGGUGCACCAGAGCAUGGUGCCCCUGCUCCUGCACCUGAAGGACCACUGCCCAGCAGUCGUCACGCAGGCCAAGUUCACCUUCUACCGCUGUGCCAUGCUGCUCCCCUGGCGGCUGCGGCACACCCUCUUCUGUACGCUGGCCUGGGAGAGGGGCCUCAGUGCCCGCCACUUCCUCUGGACCUGCCUGAUGACCCGCAGCCAGGAGGAGUUCGGCAUCCACUUGGCGCAGGCACUCAGCUACCUGCACAGCCGCCACCGGCACAUCAAGACCUGGGCAGCGCUCUUCCUAGGUUACACCAUCUGCUACCACCCCCAGGCCGUGUCCCGGAUGGUGAACUACGUCGACAUAAACCUGCUCUUCUGUACUUUCGAAGAUCUCAAGAAGGACCAGGAGCCCGGCAUCCGCGAAUUUGCCACCAGACAGCUCUUCUUCCUUCAGGCCGUGGUUGCCAGACGGCAGUGA